Suillus clintonianus is the source of this 570-nucleotide messenger RNA. RefSeq lists its product as uncharacterized. The transcript is spliced from 7 exons. The record is from RefSeq and is a predicted model, not a curated record. Bases 160 to 486 code for a protein of 108 amino acids. NCBI's taxonomy places the organism in Eukaryota, Fungi, Basidiomycota, Agaricomycetes, Boletales, Suillaceae.
ACCAGAGGCCGUGAAAGCAAAAUAUAGGAAUGAGGAAACCAAGUACUAUGCUGUUGGUAAGUCACUCAUACUCAAGAUGACUGAACUCCGUCAUCGCACCUCACUCUCUCUUAUCAUUGACUGAGGCUCGCGCGACUAGCUCUCUCUAACACAUUCAUCAUGGACUUGUGUUCGGACGGAUCUGUAGUUGCUGGAGCUCUGGCUCACCCCACAUUCAUCGAUGAAAGCCACUUUGAGAAACUUGACGAUCACUGCAAAACCUCUUCUUCUCUCAUGCGCAGAGGAAGACCACUUAUUCCUCUCGCCUCUCGUAGACGAGCAGAAGACAUUUUGGUCGCCCGUAAAUGCACGUAUUAUUUCCAGGUGUUUUCGAGCGUCAAGCAUAAGUUUUCUGUACGAGGCGGUCCAGGCGCCAAGAUGGAGCGCUGGGCAAAGGAGGAAAGUGCUAGGGGGGUCGUGGGCUCGUUUGAUCGGUUUACGGUCUAGGUUUGUUAUGUCGGGUGAAGUGAGAUUAAGCGGUCACAAUAGGGAGAACUAUCACAAGAGCGCACAAUGUAAAGUAGACUCUGG